AUGGCGACCAAAGGAGGGGAAAAGGCCCACGAAGAAGACAUCGAGUCGGGAGCAGGGGUACGGAGUUCUGCUUCUCCGGCAGCCGGCAAGAACGAUCGGAGCGUCGGUUUCUCCGAUGCAGACGAUCGGUCGCGCCGUUCGCACGGCGAAGCCUCGUCGCGUGAUGAUCUGCAGCUCUCCUGCGGAGCUCCUGCGUCUGCUCACGAGGGAAGCGGCGGCGGCGGCGCCCCGGAACCCUACCGGAGCUCCUGCGUCUCUGACGACUCCUCCUCCGUCGAGAUCAUCGACCUGGAGAACGGGUCUCCGGAGAAGAAGAUCAAGGCGGGUAAACCGGACAAGGACUGCCGAAUUUGCCACAUGAAAUUGGUGGGCGGUUCUCCGGAAUCGGGGAUUCCCAUUGAACUGGGUUGUUCCUGCAAGGGCGAUCUAGCGGCAGCUCACAAGGAGUGUGCCGAGACCUGGUUCAAAAUCAGAGGCAACAGGUGAAACCAAAAAACAUUCUGAUUUCGAUUCUUUUCCAUCAGAUUGCGUUCAUAAUUGCUUCUUCGAUGGCUCUCGUCAACUCCGCCAUCUCCAUUCACCUGCUGCUUCUUUUCGAUGCAUUUUUGUGACGACGGGGUUUUAUUUUUUUUCUUGCUCUCAAGAACACGAGCAAGGAGGAUUCACUCCCCUUUGAAGCAAAAAAAAAAAGAAGAUAUUUUUUGAGCAUGAUGCUCGUUCUUCUCAAGUUCCGAAGCUCGAGUGUGUUCUCUCUCUCGUGAUUCUUCUGUAUGAACAUCUGCGGGUGUUCAUCUGUACUUGUUCCAGGACCUGCGAGAUCUGCGGGGCGGCGGCGAGGAAUGUUGCAGGCGAGUUCAUGGAGCAAGGGAACGAGACGAGCGACGGCUCGCCGCCUGCACCGGCGGCGGAGCAGCAGAGGUUCUGGCGCGGGCACCGCUUCGUCAACUUCCUCCUCGCCUGCAUGGUGUUCGCCUUCGUCAUCUCCUGGCUCUUUCACUUCAACGGACCCGGCUGA
Spirodela intermedia is the source of this 1015-nucleotide messenger RNA. NCBI's taxonomy places the organism in Eukaryota, Viridiplantae, Streptophyta, Magnoliopsida, Alismatales, Araceae. The record is from the annotation of a GenBank genome assembly.